Molecule: messenger RNA, 3474 nt
Organism: Penaeus chinensis
Lineage: Eukaryota; Metazoa; Arthropoda; Malacostraca; Decapoda; Penaeidae
Product: basic proline-rich protein-like
Exons: 5
Coding region: 175-3057 (960 amino acids)
Source: RefSeq, a predicted model, not a curated record
UGAACAAAAUAUAGAAAAAGGGCCUCAAGUCUUUGCUCAAGGUUUCGCUCAACGUUGCAAUGUUGCAGACCUCUCGAGGGCUAGCAAUAUACCAGGGUUCUGUCCUCCCUCGACCAGCCUGCGAAGUCCACAAGGCAAGCGAACUGAGACGCCAAGAUUCUUAGACCAUCUAACAUGCCUUGGGCAUGUGCCUUCCCUUGGACUCUUGUAUGGAUUGGGAUCUGUCUCAUUCCUUCGUCACCUGUUCUUGUGGAAGCGAGUGGCGAUCAGGAGAUUUCAGUCCUAGAAGGUCUUGCUGAAGAACUCUUAACCCCUUAUGCAGAACAUUUCCAGGAUGAUACACUGCUUCAAAUCAAUGCCUCCCAUUUACUUCCCACCAAUCAGAAACUUUACUCUUCGUCCCAUGGAGAGAUACUAGACACGCUCAUACUACUCCUCGACAACAAGGCCUCAAAACGACAGGUUGACAGCUCUAUUCCUGUUGGAAGCCUCCCUUGUCCUUUCUGCCCUAAAUGCUACCCAGGUCAGGCCUGUCCUGUUGGCUGCCCACCAACCCCGUGUCCAACAUGCUACCCAGGGAGUAUGUGUCCUAUUGGGUGUCCAGCCACUCCAUGUCCUCCUUGUUAUCCUGGAACUACCUGCCCAAGGGGUUGUCCUCUUACACCUUGUCCUGAAUGUUAUCCAGGUGUUCCAUGUCCCAUUGGCUGUCCUAUCACAGUAUGUCCACCAUGCUAUCCUGGGAGUCCUUGUCCUCCAGGAUGCCCUCAGACAGCUUGUCCUCCAUGUUACCCAGGUGAGAAAUGCCCUCUGGGUUGUCCAGCUACACCCUGUCCACAAUGCUUUCCUAGCACUCCGUGCCCUGCAGGCUGUCCAUUAUCUGACUGUCCUACCUGCUACCCAGGAUCUCCUUGUCCUCCUGGCUGUCCAAUCACACAAUGUCCCUUGUGCUACCCAGGAGUGCCCUGUCCUGCUGGAUGUCCUGUCCUCACUUGCCCUGAAUGUUAUCCUGGAUCUCCAUGUCCUGCAACAUGUCCACCAACUCCCUGUCCACCAUGUUAUCCUGGAGAGAAAUGCCCAAGAGGCUGCCCAAGUACCCCAUGCCCUAAUUGUAUCCGUGGUCAGCCCUGUCCCCCCGGUUGUCCCCCUGGCCCCUGUCCACCGUGCUAUCCUGGAAUAGCUUGUCCUGUAGACUGUCCUGUGACCCCCUGUCCUACCUGUUACCCAGGGGAUAUGUGUCCUAUUGGAUGCCCUCCGACACCAUGUCCAAUCUGCUAUGGUGACACAAAAUGUCCUGCAGGAUGCCCAACUUACCCCUGUCCUGAUUGCUAUCCUGGCAAUGCCUGUCCUUCUGGCUGCCCUCCCACUCCCUGCCCAGUUUGCUUUGCAGCUGGCCCUUGUCCACCAGGUUGUCCAAGAAGUCCAUGUCCUGACUGCUACCCCGGAUAUUCUUGUCCUCCAGGCUGCCCUCUGACACCGUGUCCUACCUGUUACCCUGGGGACAAGUGCCCAGGCCAAUGCCCCAUCAUUCCUUGUCCUGAUUGCUACCCAGGACAGAGCUGUCCGGAAAAGUGCCCUGCAACCCCAUGUCCUGACUGCUACCCGGGUGAUGUAUGUCCUCUAGGGUGUCCCUAUACACCAUGUCCUGCUUGUUACCCAGGGCAGAGUUGCCCAGUAGGAUGCCCCCCAACGCCCUGUCCUUCCUGCUUCCCAAAUACCCCUUGCCCUGUAGGCUGCCCCAUCACCCCAUGUCCAGAAUGCUACCCAGGAGAGAGAUGCCCUCCUGGCUGUCCAGAAACACCCUGUCCUACCUGCUAUCCCGGUGACCCUUGCCCAUGGGGAUGCCCAGUCACUGAGUGUCCUGAAUGUUACCCAGGUCAGGAAUGCCCGCUGAACUGUCCUGUACUGCCAUGUCCUACCUGCUACCCAGGAGAACCAUGUCCAGGCAACUGUCCUCCAACAGAGUGUCCACCUUGCUAUCCAGGCUUCAGGUGUCCUUCAGGAUGUCCUGAAACCCCUUGUCCUUCUUGCUAUCCAGGCCAGCCAUGUCCCCUAGGAUGUCCUCCCACACCUUGCUCAAUCUGCUUGCCUGGCAAGCCAUGCCCCCCUGGGUGUCCUGUGUCCCCAUGCCCCCCAUGUUUUCCAGGUGAAAAGUGCCCUGAAGAAUGUCCAGUGACUCCCUGUCCUGAUUGUUACCCUGGAGUUCCAUGUCCUAUUACUUGUCCUCCUACGCCAUGUCCAGAAUGCUUCCCUGGAAAUCCAUGCCCCCCAGGCUGUCCCCCAACCCCAUGCCCACUUUGUUUAGCAGGUGACCCCUGCCCUCCUGGAUGCCCUGUCACUUCCUGCAACUGUCCUUCCGGCCCACCUGGACCACCAGGCAGCAUAGGAACCAAGAUUCCAGGACCUCCUGGGUCCAGAGGUCCCCCGGGUGUUGGGCCUCCAGGAAUCCGUGGCCCUCCUGGGACUCCCGGAACCUGUUCAGGUUACCGACCUGGAUUCCCUUGCGUGAGCUGUUGCCCCUCGAGUGAUGAUCUUCAAGCAAUGGCCAACACAACCUGCUGCAGACGUCCAUCAUGCAGUUACAAUGCAACGGAAUUAAUGGAUAAACUGAAUAAUCUGGAGAGGAAGCUGACGAGACUUCAGUAUAUCCAAGCUGAAGUAAAGACACAAAGCAAGAAAAUGAAAGAAAUUAAAGACAGAAUAACAGCCACCGACUUCCGCGGCGACAAAGGCUACAAGGGCGUGAGCGGCGCCCACGGGCACAAGGGCGUACAGGGCGCCCCGGGUCGUCCUGGCGACUGCGAGGAGGUCACCAACGACCCCACCAAGGGCCCAAUCGGUCCCCCGGGCCACAAGGGGGGCAAGGGAGAUCCUGGCACCAAAGGGCCGUGCAAUUGCCGAGGCGACCGGGGCGAGCUCGGCCUUCCCGGCGAGUCCGUGAAGGGCAUGGCAGGCCCCCAAGGCUUCAAGGGCGACAAGGGCGAGCGAGGGCCUUCGUCAGCAUUCGAUUUCACCUCCAAGUCUUUGCUGAGGAAAAUGGAGGAAGAAGGGGAAGCGUGAGGAGGAGAGGGAAGAGAGGGAGUGGCAGAAGGAACCGGAGGAGAGGGAGAAGCAGAAGGCUUAAGAGGAGGAGAGGGAGGAGAAGGAGAAGUAGGAGAAGGAGGAGAUGGAAUGGGAGGAGAAGGAGGAGAAAGAGUAGAAAAGGGAGAAGGGAGGAGGAGCAGGAAGAGAAAGAGGCGAGAUUAUGUCAGUAGGAUUCAAGAUGGGUUCUGAGAAAAUCAUCAAAAAUGAUAGAAAAUCCCCAGGUCUUCUGACAAGUAAUUUAGCGAAAAUAAUUAAUAAUUGAUCAAUUAUUUCAUGCUUCUCCUUCUCUCUACAAAAGAUGGUCGUCACGCAGAAUCAGUGGCAGAAUGGCAGUGAUAUUAUGAUUAUUAGGAAUAUAAUUUUAAUGAAAUGAAUAAAUGAACUUUCCCCGAA